UAUUACUUAUUCACAUCAGAUCCGAGGUUCUCACUGCUAUUUUGCAGUAUGAAGUUACAGAAGACUGUUAUCAUUCAAGAGGGAUACGAGAAAGAACUCUCGGCACAUUAUGAAGCUCCCCGAGACAAGGAGAAACUGCUUAAAAUACCGCGGACUGAUGCUCUGUGCACCCCGAUGCGAAUUUGCUACGCCUCUGUGAUCCUCGUCCUGGCUGUGCCUGCUCCAGUGCUCUUCUUCUUUGCGGUGUUCUCGAGCAACCCGGAGUUGAAGCCCGAGCCAUGGACAUGCAGCAUCAAGGCUGAAUACAGGGUUCCGUGUCUAACGGAUGCAAUCCCUAUGGUGGAGGAAACUUGCCUGCAAAUUAACUGCUGCUGGAACGAAACCGACAACGCGUGUUUCCACUCCAUUCCUUCUCAACACAGCUACAGCGCCAAGGACUGGCAGGGCAAUGAGUGGGCGGUCAGCCAACUCGAGACAGAGUACCUAAACCUCACGACUCGACUACGAACUUCUCCUUACAGAAAAUCUGUAGUUGGCCUUCUACACACUUAUUUUGUACCCAUCUCUGAAGACCAUCUCCGCUUCUAUCUCUACGACCCCGAGACCGGCAAACCAGAAGUCACAAAUAGGACCCCACUAACCUCCUCCAAAUUCAGAGCAGAAGCAUUCGGCCCUGAAUAUUUUUCAUUGCAAAUAUAUCGCAGAGAAAAUACGAGGUCGCUUCUCUUCAGCACCUCACGAGGUCCUACAAUUGCCAGUGAGAAUUACUGGGAGCUGUCACUUCAGUUCCCAAAGGAAGCAGCUCUGUUUGGGUUGGGGGGUUUAAGACUGUCUUCGAAACCCAAGCUCCUGUACAAUACUGGGCAAAGGCUAGGCGCGAACCCUUUUAUCAUCAUCCUGGAUGCUGAAGGCAGUGCCUAUGGGGUCCUCUUCAGCAAUCCAGGGCCACUGGAAUUUCAGCUAUUGGAAAAUUCGAAUCUUCUCAUAGUAAAGUCCCUUUCCACAGUGAUGUGGGAUAUUAGCGUCUUCGCAGGUCCUACUCCAGCAGACGUGAUGGAACAGUACACCUCGAUUGAGGGACGACGCCCCACUCUUCCACCUCCGUGGGCGCUAGGGUUUCAUGUCUGCAGGAACACAUCAAAAGAUAACGAAACUCUGUACUUCAUGGAGGGGGCCACCGAGUUGCCUUACGAGUCAGAUUGCUUGCAGGAGGAACUUCUGUAUCAGUUUGACUUUAACAUGUCUGAAAUCAUGGGAAGCGUAGCAGAGAAGUUUCGAGAGACAGGGCGGAAGCUGCUACUGUCUCUUCCCCCACAGGUAAAUUCAAUCCUGGUUCCAUGUGAGCCGUUUAUAUUGGUCGAAGACAAGGAUGAGCCUUUGCAAGAGGAGUAUCACGGCCUGAACGUGUCUUACCCUGACUUCUUCAACGAAGGAAUAGCUACAUGCUUUGCCGAGCAUCUUGCCAAUUUGACGACAAAUAUAGAUGAUAUGCUGGGAGGCUUUGUGCUGCAGGACAAUUGGCCCGCCGUGAACACCAAUCAGAACAUCAGAGAGGAUAUGGUGUAUGUGCCUGAGGGCACACUUUCACGUGGAACACUAUGGUGGCGUGCCCGUCAUGGAAACACAUUCCACUACCAAUUACACAACAUGUACGGCCUACAGCACGCUAAAUUGGUUGCUUCGAAUCUGCAAGCGGAUAAGCACAUUGUGCUAAGUGCGGCCACGUAUACGGGGAGUGGCGCUGUGGGUGGCAGCCAUGCGCAUGCACGAGCCGACGUGGCUUGCACAUGGAGCAACAUGAAAACAGCGCUGGAGACUGCGCUGGGCCUGGGACUGGCAGGAAUUCCCUUGGCGGGCGGAGGGUCUGUAUGUGGUACUAUGGGUGAUUACGACGAGGAGCUGUGCACCAGGUGGUACCUCAUGAGUUCCAUGCUUCCGCUAAUGCGUGUUUCCUCUGAGCUGCCCCUACGAGACCCGUUGAACCUGAAGAGUGGAAGCUCUCGAGAGGCUGCGAAGAGAUAUUUGCACCUGAGAUACUCACUACUGGCCUACUUCUACUCCCUGUUCCAUGAGGCUAGUAACACCGGAGUGCCGGUCGCUAGACCCAUGUUCUUUGAUUUUCCAGUUGACGAGGAAACGUGGACAAAAUACGAGCAAUUUAUGAUCGGCCCCGCACUUCUAGCUCGCCCUGCUUUCCAUGAGAAAGCCGUCGCAGUUCCCGUGUAUCUUCCAGCAGAGAACGUGUCGUGGUAUCUCUUCGAAGGGGGUCAUGAAGUCAACAGUGGUAUAGGUGGGGUAACAAUAGACGUCACGAACCUGUCCAAUGAACUGGUGCUCCUGCUGCGAGGGGGCUUCAUUGUGCCUACUCAGAAAGCCCAGCCGACUGUCGAGGCAACACUCGCAGGCUCUUACAGUUUGGUGGUUGGUCUCAAUUGCCGUGAGGAUGGUGCCUGUAAUGCUGCCGGUGAUCUCUACGUCAAUUCAAACAUCACAUUCAAUUUUCACGCUAACGAAAGUGGACUGGACUUUCAGAGCAACUGCACCAACCCAUCUUCCUCUAUCCUCCAGAAUAUUUCAGUCUAUGGACUGAACGUGACAGCUUGCUUCAGGGUCAGUGUUGGUCCAAACACCGAAGCAAGCUGCACUGUGACUGAAGAAAACCAAGUCCUUGAAAUAACGAAUUUAGAACUUGACCUCUGCAAUGCUACGGCUGGUCGAAUACAGUGGGAAGUAAUCGAUAUAACUCAAACAACAACAAUAACGACGUCUACAUCAGUAACUUCAGCACCAACGAUUGAAAUUGAAACAACGCCAAAAACUGAAGCAAAUACCAAACCUGAAACAACGACCAAAUCUGAAGGAGCUACCGAAUCCGAGACAACAACCGAAACUGAAACAGCGACCAAAUCUGAAGGAACUACCGAAUCCGAGACAACAACCGAAACUGAAACAGCGACAAAAUCUGAAGGAACUACCGAAUCCGAGACAACAACCGAAACUGAAACAGCGACCAAAUCUGAAGGAACUACCGAAUCCGAGACAACAACCGAAACUGAAACAGCGACCAAAUCUGAAGGAACUACCGAAUCCAAGACAACAACCGAAACUGAAACAGCGACAAAAUCUGAAGGAACUACCGAAUCCGAGACAACAACCGAAACUGAAACAGCGACCAAAUCUGAAGGAACUACCGAAUCCGAGACAACAACCGAAACUGAAACAGCGACCAAAUCUGAAGGAACUACCGAAUCCAAGACAACAACCGAAACUGAAAGAACGACCAAAUCUGAAACCACCAAACCUGAGACACCCUAACCUGAAACAUCACCAAAACUGAAAAUACCGAACCCGAGGCACCUCAAACUGAAAAAACGACAAAAUUGAUAUUACACUCCUCAGGCACGGUUGCCAUUUUGACUACUGGAACCAGCCUCUGAACAUGUGCAUGUGCGUCUGCUGCCUAGAUUGUUAUGAAGCUAGAAUGUGCUGCUUCCUAGAUGUGCAUACAGAAAAGCUAUUACUUCAAUUACAGCUGUUUUACUUCCAUUUGUAAACUCUAUACUGACUCUCUGGUAUAUAAUAGCACAUUGGAAAUGGAACCAACUUCCAACUCAGGGAAGCCACAGUAUGCAAUCGUUAAUUUGUUUUUCAUUUAUAAGUGUUCACCUCAUUAUGAUCAGUAUUUGAUAGAAAUAUGUUGUAAUUAUGUAAAAUAAUUAUUUGGCUAUAAAUGAUUUGUAAAUAUUUUGUAGACGUCAAAUA
Molecule: messenger RNA, 3762 nt
Organism: Cryptotermes secundus
Lineage: Eukaryota; Metazoa; Arthropoda; Insecta; Blattodea; Kalotermitidae
Product: probable maltase-glucoamylase 2
Exons: 8
Coding region: 49-3315 (1088 amino acids)
Biological process (GO): carbohydrate metabolic process; N-glycan processing
Molecular function (GO): alpha-glucosidase activity; carbohydrate binding
Source: RefSeq, a predicted model, not a curated record